Aureobasidium vineae is the source of this 2577-nucleotide messenger RNA. The record is from the annotation of a GenBank genome assembly. Lineage: Eukaryota; Fungi; Ascomycota; Dothideomycetes; Dothideales; Saccotheciaceae.
AUGACGCCCGCUCCGAUCCAUCAUUCGAUAUGCACCAUCUGCCGACUACGUUCAUUAGUGGCAGCCAAGCAAUAUGCCAGAGCUCGAACACCGACCUCACGAGACUGGACACGAUUGAGACAACCGACACUCGCGCGAUACUUGCACAGUUCUAGGACCAGCUUGCAGCAACAACAAAAGCCUACGAGACAAGAAGAGGACUCUGUGUCGAGUUCUACCAUCAAGCAAUCUACCGAACAAAACCAAGCAGUGGACAAGAGACUCCAAGCGGAACAGAUAGCGCGGCACGCAAAAGAAGACUUUGAGCUGGACGACAUAGAGACAGUUGCCACCGAAGAUGCAGAACCCCUCCCUGCAUCAGCAGCUCUAAAUGCCUCCCCCGAAGAUGUUGCUCGAGCAGCUCGUCAGCGAUUUGGAGAUGCGCUGCCGGAAAGUCUUCUGAGUGACGAGCAAUACACAGCAUACGAGCGUCUAUAUGGACCACCAGUUGGCAACACUAGAGAUGAGAUGGUCGAUUUCGAGGAGAAUGAGCUGGAAGGAGAAUUGGAUGAAAUAGACAAUGUUGGCACGGGUAUCUUGAAAGAGAAUGAAGAUGGUGUCCUUGAGGAGGUCGAAUACAUUGAAGAGGAGGAAGACUUCGAUGAUGAGGAGGGAAAAGAAUUGGCCGAGGAAGAUGCUGAUGAUGCGGAACUGGAUAUGGAUACCGCUACAGCAGGUCUCGAUGCUCAGACGAUCAACGACUUGGCCGCUCUGCGGUUGAACCCAGAGCAAGAGCUGUUUGAGGACUCGGAGGAACAACCUGCCGCGCCAUACGAUCAUACACGAGCACAUCCCUUGACCGUGGUCAACCGAUUUGGCACGCCUUCGUCUACCGUACAGCUAUCGGCUUCUUCAUUCGUCGAUCCUGUUACUCGCCUGGUGUCGGGUGUUCCAAACAAACACAUCUCUGAAGUUGCCCAUCGUAUUUUCGGUGGUGUCGGUCUACCCUACUCGACAUCGACUCCACAGCGCGCGGUGACCAUGCAGCAGAAACCUAUUCCCCUGAACCCUGGUCAAAGUAGAAUGAGCGACAUGGAUGCCGACAUUUUCACAACCACCCUUAUGCCCGGUAUCUACGCGAGCGUCUUCAGCGUUUUGGUGGAAACACGCAAACGUUUGGGCAGCUCAUGGUUGGAGGGCCUCCUGACCAAGGAGGGUGGACCCCGAAUCUUGGACGCUGGUGGUGCAGGUGUGGGUGUCAUGGCUGCAAGAGAUGUUCUUCAAGCAGAGUGGGAGCGCAUGCAUGACACAAGUGAAGACGAGGAUCCAUUCUUGGCCAUCGCAGAGGCUGGCGGCAAGACUGGUGGCGAGUCCAUUCCUGCACCCGUGGGCAAGGCCACUGUUUUGACUAGCAAUGAGGCAUUGCGCUUCCGGUCUAGCAAGCUUUUGGACAACACCACUUUCCUUCCUCGUCUGCCUGAUUACAUGCAUGCUAGUGAUGAGUCUGCCCGGGAGCGCGGCAAGUACGACAUCAUUAUCGCACCACACACUCUGUGGCCGCUGAAGGAAGACCAUAUUCGCAAACAGCACGUCAAGAACUUGUGGAGCUUACUCAGCACGGAUGGAGGCGUUCUGGUCCUGCUGGAGAAAGGUGUUCCUCGCGGCUUCGAGAUGGUCGCCGCAGCACGCGAGCUACUUCUCAAUUCUCGCAUCUCUUCUCCUGGCAACGAGGCCGUCUCUGAAGACGUCGAAGAUCCAGGAGAAGGCACAGUAUGGGGAAAGCAGCCAAAGGACAAGGGCAUGAUUGUGGCUCCCUGUACCAAUCACCUCGGCUGUCCGAUGUACGUCAACCGUGGUAUCAGCAAGGGCCGCAAGGACUUCUGCCACUUCAAGCAGCGCUACAUUCGACCUCCGUUCUUGCAGAAGAUCCUCGGAGCAAAGCACAGAAACCACGAGGACGUAGAGUUUUCGUAUAUCAGCGUCAUGAGAGGCCGUGACCUUCGUGACAAGGAUGAGGAAAACAUCAUCCAGGGUGAGGUUGCGACAGAUCGGGCGUUCAUCGGGUUUGAGAAUCCUCAAGCUGCGACUGAGCAGAUUGAAGAUGAGUUUGAUCCUACGGCGCCUGCAGUGCCCGACUUCGAGGGAGUGCCCGUGAGUGAGGGUUCCCACUCAUUGAGUCUGCCGCGUGUGGUGCUGCCUCCCNUGAAGCGUCAAGGUCAUGUUAUCAUUGACAUGUGCACACCAGCCGGCACACUCGAGCGUUGGACAGUACCUCGCAGCUUCUCCAAGCAAGCCUACCGUGAUGCACGCAAGAGCUCUUGGGGCGACAUCUGGGCUCUAGGAGCCAAGACCAGAACUCCUCGCAACGUGCGCGUUGGUAGAGGCAAGGAGGAACUCGGAGGAGUAGAAAAGAAGAAGAAGAGCAAGGCCAAGAACACAAUCGAGGUGGGCUAUGACUCGGCAGGUAAUAUCAAGGAGGAGGACAUCAAGGUCAAGACGGGUGGACGCAUGAGACAGGGUAAGAUCAAGGGCAUCAGAGACAAGCGUGACAAGAAGGCAGACGGACGAGGAAGAAGAAAGAAUCUGGACAAGGAGUAA